AUGUUCAAGGUGCCCGACUCAGACCCGCCGUCGACGCCCAAUUCGCGCCGCGACAAUGACCAUCCGUCGACAACACCCGCACACCCUCCACCGACCGGAUACACGAAUGCCUCCUUCACUCCAGCCGGCCCUCCACCUCCCAGCGUCUACGGCAGCUCGCUCUUUGACGAGUCUCGCAACACUUUCCACACCCACUCCAAAGCCCAGAAGCCUGCCUUCGCCGUGCCUAGCAGUCCACCGCGCAACCAUCACCAAGACUUCGACGACGACAUGGAUGCCGAUGGCGAGAGCAUACUAGACGACUACCCCAACAAUCAAUUACCCGCCUUCAAUUCUGCUUUUCCAUCUGCCUUCCGCUCAGUCAACAAGCCGACACAACCCACAGCUAUGCUCUCAUCACCCCGUGGUCUGAAGCGUUCACGUUAUGGCAAUGUCAUGGGCGAUUCCUUGCGUCAGUCUACCGGCCUGCGCAUCGACAAGGACAGACAGACUGCCAUUCCCGGCAUUGCAAAGAAGAUGGCUGCCAAACCCGCCCCACAACUGAACGAGAGCGACGAAUUCGUCUUGCGCACCGAUUCCCUCAUGGCCCAAUUGGACGCUGACACCAAACUCGCAAAUACACCUGUCGUUCCCAACCGUACAGCACAACAACUGGGUCAGCUCUGGCAAAAACAUGCCCAGGUCAAGUCUCAAUCGGGCUCCAUUGGUCCCAAAUCAAACUCUGGUCUCGACAAAGCAAACUAUCUGGCACAACUCGCCCUCCGUCUGCAUCAUCCCUUCUCCACAUCCACCAAUGCUCCUUCCAGAUAUCAACCUUCCAACGCCUACUCCAACCUUGUCAUGUCCUCAGACCACCCUACCUCGAUCCCGUCUGCCCUGCUCAAUUGGCUGAACACCUACCACAACCCCUUCCCUGAUGAUCUCACAGACGUCAUACGCCACCGUCCUACGCCCGUUGCCCAUGAUCGAUUCUGGGACAUGGUAUAUGCCUGCACGUUGCGCGGUGAUGUACUUAACGCUAUCAACUUAUUAGAAACUGCCGAUUGGUCACAAGCUGAAUCUGCAAUUGAAGAUGGUUACGAUGAACCUGGAUACUCGGGAAGCCACCUUCACGCUAUUCGUGAAGUUGUCAGCCGCUGCGUGGACCUCCUUAGCACCUGUCCUGCUGUCACCGAGAACGAUUGGGAUGUCAAGGGCUCUGACUGGACCAUCUUCCGCCACCGUGUUCGUCGCGAACUCCAAGAUCUGCAGGACUUUGCAGAAGCAGACAGUCGUGACAAGGACCAGUUUCCAGCGGCACCCUUUGGCAGAGUGAGCAUGAGUUUCAGCACCGCCAGCCGCCGAGCCGAGAGCAAGGUGCCUUGGCUCAUAUACGAGAGUCUGAAGACCUUGUAUGGUCAACUGCUGGGCAAGAGGGACGAGAUCAUGGUUGCUACUCAGGAUUGGUUGGAGGCCGUCAUCUUUCUCACUGCCUGGUGGGACGGUGAGGACGACGACGUCAUCUCGGAUGAUUUUGCUGCUAGCAGACGUUCCAUGCGCCAGUCACAGUCGAUGCGUCAAGUCGACAUCUCGCCUGUAUUUGCCUACAAGAAACAACUGCUUUUAGCUUUCGCCGCUACCACCGACAAACCUGAUGAAGAAGAGUUUUACCUCAAUACAGUCAACCCCGUCCAUGUCGGUCUUGCCUGCAUCUGUGAAGAUGACAUCCAGGGCCUUAUCGGCAUCUUGAAGUCGUGGUCUCUGCCUGUCGCUUCUGCUCUUGUUGAACUAGCUACUGUUGCAGGUUGGAUGCCCACUUCGGCAAGCAACAUCCUAGACGCGUUUGACCAAGACGACUUGAUGGUUUUGAAUCACGCCCAGCCAGCGCAGCCCGACUUGAUCAAGCGUGAUGAUGUUUUGAUACAAUAUGCCUCAGUAUUGGCCAAGAAGGAUUCAUUCAAGAGUGCGACUGGUAAACCUGUGCAAGAAGGCUGGGAUCUCGCUUGUCGUGUACUUGGUCGUCUUGAUAGCUUCGAGACAGCCGAAUCAAAGAUCUCGGAUGUGCUGAAUCAGAUCACCCUUGACUCGACGACGCGAGUGGAUAAGGUCCUCGCUGUUCUCAACGAGAUUGGUUUGCCUGAUCAGGUCCGCGAGAUCGCCGAGCGCUAUGCCGAUGAUCUGGCAGCUUCCAGUCAAGACUAUGGCAGCGCUUUGGUUUACUACGCACGUGCUCACGCCUCGCAAAAGCUUCGCAGUACCAUUGAUCUGCUGAUCUCAUUGUGUCUGGUGCAGAGUGCUGCCUUCCCUCCACAGGCAAUUAUCGAUCCGCAAUUAGAUGCUCUGCUCAACGAUCAGCAUGCCACUCUACAUCAGGUCGCACGCCAGGACGUUGCAGCUGCUCAACUACUUGCAUCCCAGCUUAGUGGUUACGCAACGCUGCGCCGCUUCUAUGACUUGCGCGAUGCAGAUGCUGCCAAAGACGCAGCAGAAGCCGAUGUUGAAGAUGACGAGGAAGCAGCGAGCCGCAAGCCUGGUAUGUUGAGACCUUUGGCCCGGAAACGUGAAGCAGCCAGAGCCUUGAUGGCUGUCAUCGAAUCUGCCGCAGACUCCAUCCGUGGUGGUUUAUACGACCCUGAGGCCCAGUCUGUAGUGCAGGUAGAUGCUUUGAUGACUUUGUUGUGUGAAGCAUUGCCUCUUAUGAAUCGUNNAAAAACAAAGCAAAUCUUGAAGACACCACACCUCCUUACUUUGAUUCGCGCAGUCGAAGACCUCGAAACGAUCACCCCUGGAAUUUACGCUCAGAACUCGGCUGUCUUCAACGCUGCAAUCAACACAUAUCUUUCAAACUCUAACACGCCUAGUACUGCUACACCACCAUCCUCAACGCCCGAUCUUAGCAAGUCAAUCGCAGGCUUGAAGCAGAGUGUGAGCUGGAAUAUGGUCAACAGCAGCGGCAGCAUUGCUUCCGAACAGAAUGGCAAUGGUGUCGAUUCCAGUGCUGGCGUGAUGGGAGGUAUACAGGUGAAGAGGGCUUGGGACUGGAGAGUUGGAGCUGUGUACAUGAAGGGCAAGAGCGUCAAACCCGAGGACGUCAUGAGAGUCUUGAGAUGCCAAGUGGCGAUCGAGAUGGGUAAGGUAUGGAUGUAG
Messenger RNA from Aureobasidium musti, 3126 nucleotides. The record is from the annotation of a GenBank genome assembly. Lineage: Eukaryota; Fungi; Ascomycota; Dothideomycetes; Dothideales; Saccotheciaceae.